Paramecium tetraurelia is the source of this 1359-nucleotide messenger RNA. RefSeq lists its product as uncharacterized. The transcript has 5 exons. NCBI's taxonomy places the organism in Eukaryota, Ciliophora, Oligohymenophorea, Peniculida, Parameciidae. The record is from RefSeq and is a predicted model, not a curated record.
AUGAUUAAAUUUGGUUUAUUUCAUUUGAGAAAUCCCUUUAUUCAUCGAAUAAAUUUCUCAAGCUCAACAGCAAAAGCAAAAUAACGAGUGCUAACAAAAUAAUAAGAGCAGUUUGUUAAUGAGCUUAAAAAUACUUAUAAGUCUUUGGCAGAUAAUUUAUAAAGCGAGGAAUCCGUGCUUAAUUUAUUUAAGAAGGAUUCAGAAGAAGAAAAGUAAGAGUAAAAAGGGUCUGCUAGUGAGAAAGCCAUAAUUGCUUAAUAUAUGAACAUUCUUAACUAUAGUUUUGGUUAAUAUUAUUAAAGUUUGAGUCCAGAAGAGUAAUUGAAAAGAAGUAAAGAUCUUAUAAAGUCUGAUGUAUUAAAAAAAGACUGGGAUACAUUUCUGAAGGAAAAUAGAGACUAUUAAGAUUAUUCACUUUUUGAUAAAAAUCUUCUAGCAAUUAAAUAUAGUCAUAAAGACUAUGAUCCUAGAGAUGCUAAAUAUAAAAACUAAUUAAACUUUUAUGGUGACUUAGAUGAAAAUGUAUAUGAAAGACAACAAAAGGAAAACAUAUAUAGUUUCAUUUAUUAAAAUCCUGAAAAUAAGAAAGUUGCUAGGAAGAUGCCAGAAAGAAGAAAAAUAAGACUUGCAUUUAGAUUUCGAAAGGCAAGAAGAGCAAUGAGAGCAAGAGAGUUAAUUUCUAGGAAAAUAAAGGAUAAUUAAAGAUGGUUAUUAAAUAAGGAGAAAAUUUCUAAAAGAAGACGUAGAAAAAUUGUUACUGCUCCUAAAUUAUCAUUCAGAGCUAAAUUUUAAUUGUUUGGAUUAUUUAAUGAGGGUUGGACAGUUAGAGAUUUGUCAAUUAAAUAUGGAAUAAUGCCAUAUAGAGUAAAGGCUAUCAUAUAUUAAAAACGAUACUUUUUUGAUGAAGUAUUCCCUCAUCUCCCUUUUGAGUAUGUAAGAGACUUGAUUGCAAUUGAAUUAUAUUUUGAGAAAUAAUUUGGAGCCGUUGAUUAUGGUGUUGAUUUACAGCAAAUGAGAAAAGCAGAGUCAGGAUACUUGUAGACAAAUUUCAAGACUCCUGAUAGGAAUGUGGAUAUUGCCAAAUUGUCAGAGACAGAAUAAGAAAGAAUAAAGAAAUUGUUUGAGGAAAAGAAAUCAAAGAAAUAUGAUAUUGUAACAGAGAAAUUCUAAGGUUAAGGAAAUAAAGGGUAUUAUUUGAAAUCGUGGAUCAUGCAUAAAACACGUUCCAGACAUAGUGUCAAUAGAAUAUUUGAAAGAAUUAUUAAGGAUAGUGACAAACCUUUCAAGUUACCAGUGACUGCAUAGGCUAGAUUAAAAUUAGGUCCUCGUAUUGCAAGCGCUCAAUUUGGUCAUAAAUGA